Molecule: messenger RNA, 742 nt
Organism: Micromonas pusilla CCMP1545
Lineage: Eukaryota; Viridiplantae; Chlorophyta; Mamiellophyceae; Mamiellales; Mamiellaceae
Product: histone H3
Exons: 5
Coding region: 131-550 (139 amino acids)
Cellular component (GO): nucleosome
Molecular function (GO): DNA binding; protein heterodimerization activity; structural constituent of chromatin
Source: RefSeq, a predicted model, not a curated record
CCCAAGAAUUAUCGUGAUAUCAACACUAUCCUGGGACCUGCGGAGUUUUUCUAACUCGCCACGUUUUGGACAGGCCUUCUGUUAGGAAAGGGUGCUUAAAUUCAUUACGGCGUAAAUCGGUUUAAGCAUCAUGGCGCGACGUUUGCAAGGGAGGCAGACGCGGAAGGGAAAGAAACCGCAGAAAUCAUCCUCUCAAGUAACAGGAAAUGAAGGCGGACUCCCAGAAGAGAGACGGCGACGCCGAUACAAACCUGGCACUCUUGCAUUAAAGGAAAUCAGAAAAUUUCAGAAAAGCACCGAACUCCUAAUCCGUAAAGCACCUUUUUGCCGUUUGGUUAGAGAGAUUUCGAAUGAAGUCUCGCCAGAGCCUUUUCGAUACACCGCGGAAAGCCUCCUGGCAAUCCAGGAAGCAACUGAGGACUUUUUAGUUCACCUAUUUGAAGACUGUAAUCUCUGUGCAAUCCAUGCAAAGCGCGUGACAAUUAUGCCAAAAGACCUACAGCUUGCAAGACGGAUUCGCGGCCCCGUUUAUGGAGUCUCGGCAUACUAGUUUUGAGUGUUUGUAUCGAGACAAUAUAAAGUUCUUGUGUUUGAGUGCUCACACAAUGAACCUUUAAAUACAAAAUCUGAAGAUGGUUACGCUAGUCGACUCGCUUUCAGGCACUUUAAUCAGGAAAAAAAAACUACAAUGCCCGCAAUAAAUGAGGUCUAAUAACAUUCUGAAUACAAGUUAUCUUGCCUG